AAAAAAAUAAGGAUAAACGAGAAUUUUGAAGCAAAAUGAGUUUUCAACAAAAUAGAUUUUGGUUUUUGGUGUAACAUUAAAAAUUACAGCAAAUACAGAAGAUUUUUACAGGAGAUUAUAUAAUUUUUUUUAGGUUUAUUGUAUUACGUAGACUGAUGUUCAUGUUGUCUCUUCUAUAUCUUCUUCGCUCUGUCACUAUGUUUGUCACUGUGUUGCCCACAUCUAGUACCACUUAUUAUUGUUCGCCCAAAGCCAACUCGACAAAUCCAGUACUGAUUGCUAGACGUGUGUUCCAGUUAUUUUCUGGUUUUGGUUUGUCAAUCAAUGGCAAGCACACAUUUUGUGGCGAUUAUAUAUAUAGCGGACAUACAACAAUUUUAGUGAUGAGCUACUUAAUUACCGUUGAAUACUCUCCCAGACGAUGGUAUUUAUUGCAUUGGGCUUCAUGGUUGAUGGCAGCUGUUGGAGUAUUAAUGGUACUCAUAGCACACGGUCACUAUACUAUCGAUGUGAUUAUAGCAUACUUGGUUACUACACGACUGUUUUGGAUAUACCAUACAUUAGCUAAUAAUGUGUAUCUAAAAGUAUGUUAAUUUUAAUUGAUCUGAUAGUUUAUGGAAAAUUUGUAAUUUUUAAUACUAAACUUACUAAUACUCAACAUACAGUAGGUACCACUAAUAAAAAAUGUAUUACUAAAAUCUUGUAGUAAUAUACAUAAGUUAUUAAAUAUCUUUACAAAUGAGGCUGACACAUCGUCUCCAGCACAAAGCUAAUGGUGGGAGGGCUAAAGGUGGAGAACCCGACCCACCUACUUUCGUUAACCCAAUUGGAAUGACCUAUAUUUUGAAGAAAAAAAUUACUUAACACAAAUUGCACGUAAAAUAUUAUUACGUACAAAUUAUAUCAAAAUUUAAAAUAAUACAACCAGAAAAUAUUGACCCGCCCAACGAAUAUUUUCUAUCAACGUGCCUACAUUGUCUUCGCUUAGAAUCGUUCUUUUUUGUGCAAUGAUUUGUCAUUGAAUUGAAAUAGUUUAAUACAUCCAUUAUAGUGUACUCCAUUUAUUAUUACAGCAUUUUUAUUAGUAUUUAUUAUUACUCAUUUACUCUAUUUAUUAUUUACAUUACAUACAGUGCUCUAUCAUUAGAUACUCCUACUUAUAACCUACUCAAAAUAUUUAGAGUAUAUCUUGUCACUUUAAACUUAGUACUUACCUUACGGCUUACUGUACUCAGAGUGACUUAACCGUUUUAUUUAUUAAAUAUUAAAACUUAAUUUUAAAUUUAGAAAAAACGUG
Myzus persicae (green peach aphid) is the source of this 1297-nucleotide messenger RNA. RefSeq names its product phosphatidylcholine:ceramide cholinephosphotransferase 2-like. Lineage: Eukaryota; Metazoa; Arthropoda; Insecta; Hemiptera; Aphididae. The coding region runs from base 156 to 593 and encodes 145 amino acids. Gene Ontology annotation, molecular function: ceramide cholinephosphotransferase activity; sphingomyelin synthase activity. Gene Ontology annotation, biological process: sphingomyelin biosynthetic process; ceramide biosynthetic process. Gene Ontology annotation, cellular component: Golgi membrane; endoplasmic reticulum membrane. The transcript has 2 exons. The record is from RefSeq and is a predicted model, not a curated record.